This is a messenger RNA of Colletotrichum godetiae, 2041 nucleotides long. RefSeq lists its product as uncharacterized. Bases 465 to 1706 code for a protein of 413 amino acids. The transcript is spliced from 4 exons. The record is from RefSeq and is a predicted model, not a curated record. Lineage: Eukaryota; Fungi; Ascomycota; Sordariomycetes; Glomerellales; Glomerellaceae.
GGCCAAUGUCUGUGACCCUCCCUUUCCCCAUCCCCAUCCUCAACCCCCCACCCCUGGCAGUCUCCAACAUCAUCCCUCCAUCACCUGCCGUUUCGGUGCCAUCUUUUCGACAUCGUUAACUUGCGAUGGAACCGAGAAUCAACGUCCUUAUUGUCUAGUUUCCUUCCAUUCACUAAUCUUGAUCCAUAUCUACUUGCUUGCACCGUCUUCUCCUUUUUGUAUCCACAAGAUCUACCAAGAUCUACCUUGCGUCAUCAUCUGGCCCCCCGGUCAGGAACGAAGCCAAAGCUGCGGCAUCGGGGGAUUCUCCAACCCCACCCCGCCCAUCCAUCACAACAGCUCAGCUCGGCUCGGGUCUCAGGAACCGAGUCAAGAUCGGCAGCGACGCAAGCUUGAGCUUUUUGCUCAACAGUUGAAAUCAAUCAUAUAGGUCCUUUGCCCGCCUAGGCGACGGCUCGCCCACCAUGGUCGUCUUUGUUGAUCUAGACGACGAGGACAUGGAGCCCCUUCACGUUCUCGAGGCACGCCGCCUAGCAACAGCUGCUGCUGUCGCGACUGAUGCAUUGGAAUCAAGCAGCCGCGAGCUCGAGCACAUGCUUGAGAAGCCGGCGAUUGCCACAGUUUCGUUGGUGACACCAGCUCCUGUAUCAGAGCCAACACCGACAUUUCAGAGUGCUGCUACUGAGUCUUUUGGCUGCUAUCCCAUCGUCAUGUCAAUAGCUGAACAUAUCGAUCUCAACACCCUUGACAGUCUCGCCCGCACCUCGCGCCAGGUCCGCCAGGGUCUGCUGCAAUACCGCUCUAUUCUCAUUUCUUCGACGCUACACUGCUCUAACGAGGCCGCCCCCGUCGACCCAGAGUCUACGUUCCGCUUUCGUGCGAGGGCCGGCAACUGGUAUUACAUGGAAGAUGGCCGGAACUACAACGGCAAGAGCGGCAGCUGUGCCCGAGACCUGGUGACGGAGUGUCGGAGGUGCAGGACCGUCGUGUGCAGGAACUGCGCUAUCAAGCCGCCAGCACACAACGCUCUUCGUGAGCGACAUCGUAGACUGUGCAAGGCCUGCACAAAGGCCCCCAUCGCAUCUCUCGUCAGUCACGCGUUGGAGCCAGAAACACCUCUGCUCGACGACGCCGUGCGACGAGAGAUUUGCCGAUGCGACGUCGAUGGCGUCUGGCUGUGCCAGCCCUGUGGGCGAAGCAUGCGCGGGGCCGAUCACGACUACCAGCGUAUUUGGAAAUGGCGUGCUCAUUAUGGAGAAGUCCUCGGCGGCCUGGGAACAGGCAUCGGCGAGGGCGACCGCGGCGUCAUCUGCGGCCGCGAGACUGCUUGCGCUGGCGCCAAGGAACGCGAGAAUGAGACCGACUGUGAUGCCGAGGAUGCCGCCGUCACUGGCGCCAACCUAUGGACGGCCACGGACCAGGUACACCUCGACACCGUGCGAUAUGAGCGCACGCCGAGUCCCCAGCUCGGCCCCGGGUACGAGAGGCACGAGAUUGAGGGGAUCGGAGGCGUCGUGAAGACCAAGUUAGUCCGCAUGGUGAGAGUUGGUGCCUGCGUGCCCGAGUGGGAUGACGAGAAGAGUCAUCACAAUAUCCUCGGAAGAGAAGUGAAGGGCAUUAGGAGGAGUUGGUGCGGCUGGUGCUACAGAGUCAUUCCCGGUGAACCUGAUUUGGACAAGGCGGGCGUAAAGAUGCGUCAGCUUUGAGGACUGGCGUAUUUGGGAUAUUUCCUUCUUUAAUGAUUUGAUGACACUUUUUGAUACGCGAUAGUAUGGGAACUAUCGGGGAAUCUGCCUCGAGGCAGGAAUGGAUUUGACCUUGUAACUGAGUUGGCGAGCUUGGCCUAAGACGGGUGAAGAGCUAGCCGGGCAAAGAGGGAUAGAAAAAGUUCAAUAGUGCCAUUGUCGUACCUUCCGCCUGAAUACACAGGGAAAUACACACAAGAACCAAGCCCUCAUAUGCCCCUCCAAGUCCAUCACUGUCACCAGCAGGCGCCCGUCUAGGUCGACGGGUCAGGACAAACUGGCCAGGUGGAAUGGUU